AGCAGGCUAUUAUACCCAAGCCAUUCAGUGUCAAUGCAGCAUGACAUAAUGGAUGCUUCUCCUAUUGUCCUCCUAGCUUCCAGGAUUGGCUGCAGAGUGUGGGAACCUCUAAGACGCCUCAGACCCACAUAUCUUAACCAGCCUGGACGGUAUAAAUAGAAGCCAAAGCCCCCGGCCAGCACAUUGCACGCAAGGCUACAAAGCCAAAGGGGUUUCCUCCUUAAGACUGAAACAUGGCACCCAGCACUGCUGGCUUAGAUCAUCAUAAGAUGUCUCCGAAGGAAAAAAACAAGUUGAGAAAACCGGCUGUGGAGAAAAUGCGUCGGGACAGAAUUAACAGCUGCAUCGAACAAUUAAAAAACCUCCUGGAGAAAGAAUUCCAUGUGCAACAACCCAACGUCAAGCUGGAAAAAGCAGAUAUUCUAGAGAUGACCGUUACCUAUCUGAGGAAGCAAAGGCUGCCCCAUGCCAACAACGGAGCCCAUCUCCUAAAUGAUGCACCGGUAGAUUUCAAAGAUGGCUAUUCCAGAUGUUUCAACGAAGUCCUAGACUUUUUGUCCCUGCAUCAAAAGCAUCAGGCAACGGAACUGAAGCUUAUAAACCACUUCAACUCCAACGAGGCCCCCCGAAUUCCAUCACCAACUCCAUCUAGAUGCUGUCCGAUCAAGCAAGGGGAUGCCAAUAAAAGCAGCACAAUUUGGAGGCCAUGGUAGACCUACAUCCGGUGGCCCAUGAAGAACAUUAAUCUGUGAAAUCCUGAGGGCUUUGAGAUGUAUUCUGCUGUUGUCCUCUUACCUUGUAGGAAAUAUUUUCCUGAUUAUCCUUCGUUUGUUGGAGGAUGGUAGAUUUUGAGAAAAAAUGGAGUGCGGCUGCACUAACUCGGUUUGAGUUUGCGGCUAAUAACCAAGCAUUCCAUUCUAUUGUAUUGUAUGUUGCAACAUUGGUAGAACAUUUUUGUUAAACGAGAAGUAUUGAUUAUUGAGAAGUAUAUUAUAAAUAGUUUUUUUCUUGUUAAGAAACUACUCUAUGGUUAAAGAACCUUCCCUAUGAUGGAGCUGUUGCAUUCCUUGUCAGUAGCCCCAGGGAAAGAGUUGUGAAGCACAGUGUGCUCAGAUGUUUAUUAUAUUUAUAUUAUUUGUGAUAAAUAGUAUACUGGAGGUUAUUUGGUAGUACUUAACCAUUAGAAAUUCUACUAAGUAGGAAAACACCUAUAUUGAAUUUUACCUUCAGUAUAAAAUGUUCAUUGUAUAAAAUUAUAGCAUGUGUGAAAGUGGUGAAUCACCAUAAAAAAAGAGAAAUUAAUAUUUACUUUUGUUAAAAAUAAAUUUCUCAAGUGUGGUUGUAAAAGCGGGUAAGCUUUAACUAAUAGUUAACUUGAUAGCCCUAUUGUUAGGAGAUAAGACUAUUUUUUUUUAACUAGUCGCCUCUUGCUUAUUUAAAAACUGUUAAUAUUAACAAACACUUCGGUUAUUAAAUAUACAGUCUUUAUUGUCAAAGAUGGAGAUUCUCCUAACUGAGGUUAUAUGACGUAUGUGGAAUAUUUCUGCAAUUCACUAUUUUAAUGAAAUAGUUAAAUAUUUAUGCUUUAUAGUAAAGGAACUGUGUAAGCUGGCAGUGUUUUUCAUUUUGGAAGUUACUUGUAUGUAUUUAAAUUGCAAAAUGCUUACAAGAUGUACUGAACAUUAAUGCAUAUUGUAUAUGCACAGUUGUAUCUGUUUUUUAAAGAAUAAAUAUAUAUAUAUUGAAUAA
Molecule: messenger RNA, 1749 nt
Organism: Spea bombifrons (plains spadefoot toad)
Lineage: Eukaryota; Metazoa; Chordata; Amphibia; Anura; Pelobatidae
Product: transcription factor HES-5-like
Exons: 3
Coding region: 234-713 (159 amino acids)
Biological process (GO): regulation of transcription by RNA polymerase II; regulation of neurogenesis; anterior/posterior pattern specification
Cellular component (GO): nucleus
Molecular function (GO): protein dimerization activity; DNA-binding transcription factor activity, RNA polymerase II-specific; RNA polymerase II cis-regulatory region sequence-specific DNA binding
Source: RefSeq, a predicted model, not a curated record